This is a messenger RNA of Electrophorus electricus (electric eel), 6242 nucleotides long. It is a transcript of the gene sorcs1, whose product is annotated as sortilin-related VPS10 domain containing receptor 1. Gene Ontology annotation, cellular component: membrane; Golgi apparatus. NCBI's taxonomy places the organism in Eukaryota, Metazoa, Chordata, Actinopteri, Gymnotiformes, Gymnotidae. Gene Ontology annotation, biological process: post-Golgi vesicle-mediated transport. Gene Ontology annotation, molecular function: protein binding. The record is from RefSeq and is a predicted model, not a curated record.
UUCGCCUAGAAGCACUUUUCACAACAGCUCAAGCAGCAGUGCACUCGCGCAACUUGUGAGAAGAGUUCCAUUGCCGCACAUCAAUAACUAAAACGAAAGAGAGAGGGCGAAGAAACGGACUGCACCCCAAGCGUCUGUGUCGACUUAACUAACGAUGGAGAGGAUACGUUUUUGUCCAAUUUGGUACGGUGUUUUUUGCGCCCUAUUUUUGUUUUUCCCCGCUUUCAUGCCGGUGACCAAGACAGAGAUAACUUGCAGGUCAUGUCAGCAGACGAAUAAGUGGCGUUUACAGGAGUUACUGCUUAAGAUGGACAUUCAUGACUCUGCAACAGGGUCCGGAGGCGAAGUUACCAUAAAUGGAGACGGGGAAGCAUCUUUCGGCUCGUCCGUUGGUGAAAGCGGGGAGCCCGAUUGCGCAGCUGAGACUGGCGAUUGCUUCGCUGCUGGCGAAGGGAAAUAUGUUCGCUCAAGGCGAAAACGGAAUACAGGCAGGUUUCGCUCUAACGAGGCAAUGGCACACGACAAAUUGGAGUCAACCUUAAGCCAUGGCAAAGUUUACAAGCCCAAAAUUAACGGUCACGAACAAACAGGUGUACGGGGAGCGCACAUCGUCUCAACUCUCUUGUCGCCUAAUAAAAACAGCAAACGGCGAGUGCGUAGGAACACGCUGGAACCCCACAACGGCCCCAAUUCAUCCCAACCAAAUCAAAGUGAAAGGGCGGGUGACCAGCGAGAGAACGGCACGGCGCGGGCAGCACGCAGAGCACCUCGGUCUGAGUUGAGGUGGAAUAAGGAGGACAGGAAAGCAGCCAGUGCCAGACAGGAAGAGCUGAAACUUACUAGCUCUACCUUCGCCCUGACCGGAGACUCCGCUCAUAACCAAGCCAUGGUGCACUGGUCUGGUCAAAACAGCAGCGUGAUUCUCAUGCUGACCAAGCUCUACGACUUCAACCUGGGCAGUGUCACCGAGAGCUCUUUGUGGAGGUCAACCGACUAUGGAACCACUUAUGAGAAGCUUAAUGAAAAAGUGGGGGUGAAGACCAUACUUAGUUACUUGUACGUGAGCCCCAACAACAAGAGAAAGAUCAUGUUGCUGACAGACCCAGAGGUGGAGAACAGCCUACUGAUCAGCUCUGACGAGGGCGCCACCUACCAGAAGUACCGCCUGGGUUUCUAUGUGCUCAGCCUGCUCUUCCACCCUGAGAAGGAGGAUUGGAUCCUCGCCUACAGCCAAGACCAUAAGCUCUAUAGCUCGGUGGAGUUUGGGCGACGUUGGCAACUGGUCCAUGAAAGGGUCGCUCCGAAUCGAUUCUAUUGGUCCAAAAUGGGUCUGGAUAAGGAACCUGGCUUGAUUCACCUGGAGACCAGCAUUUCAGAAACACAGGCUCUGUACGUCACCUGCAAGCUGCAGAACUGUACUGAGGGCAACAAGGGCAAGCCGUUUCCUGGCAACAUUGACCCCAAUUCCUUGGUGGUGCAGGAUGAAUAUGUGUUUGUCCAGGUGUCAACGGGAGGCCGCCCAGUCUACUAUGUGUCUUCAAAGCGAGACCUGUUCACGCCUAUGAAGCUGCCCAAGUACACCCUUCCGAAGGGUCUGCAUGUGAUCAGCACGGACGAAAACCGCGUGGUGGCGGCCGUACAGGAGUGGAACCAGAACGACACCUACAACCUGUAUGUGUCAGAGGCCGGAGGGGUCUACUACACCCUCGCCCUGGAGAACGUCAUGAGCAGCAUGGGACCGGAGGGAAACGUCAUGAUAGACCUUUACGAGGUGGCAGGAAUUAAGGGCAUGUUUCUGGCCAACAAGAAACUGGAGGACCAAGCGAAGACAUACAUAACAUACAAUAAAGGAAGGGACUGGAGGCUGCUGCAGGCGCCCUCUUCUGACCUAAGAGGGAACAACAUCCACUGCGUGCUGCCAUACUGCUCCCUGCAUUUGCACCUGCACGUGUCAGCAAACCCAUACACCUCCGGAAACAUAGCAAGCAAAGAGUCUGCCCCGGGAAUCAUAGUGGCGUCAGGUUCCAUAGGGGCAGAGCUGAGUAGCACCAACGUGAGCAUUUUCAUCACCUCCGAUGCUGGGAACACGUGGAGGCAGAUAUUUGAUGAGGAAUACAGUGUUCUAUAUCUGGACCAAGGAGGAGCUCUAGUGGCUAUCAGACAUACCCCCCUCCCCAUCAGACACCUAUGGCUGAGUUUUGAUGAGGGGAGAGUGUGGAAUAAGUACAGCUUUACCUCAUUGCCGCUGUUUGUGGAUGGACUUCUGGGCGAGCCAGGCGAAGAGACUCUUAUUAUGACAAUCUUUGGCCAUGUCAGUCAUCGGUCUGAGUGGCAGCUGGUGAAGAUCGACUUCAGAUCUAUUUUUAACAGGCGGUGCACCGAGGCAGACUACCAGACCUGGCACCUCCAUGACCAGGGUGAGCCAUGCCUCAUGGGGGUAAAGAGAACCUACCUCAAGCUGAAACCCAUUGCCAGAUGCGUUAUGGGUAAGACACACUCAGUAACCAUGACGUCGGAGCCCUGUGACUGCACCGAGUCUGACUUUGAAUGCGAUUAUGGCCAUGAACGGAGGACAGACGGCAGGUGUACGCCUGCAUUCUGGUUUCAUCCCUCCUCCAUGUCCAGGAGCUGCAUGACAGGACACACUUUCCUCAACAGCACAGGAUAUAGGAAGGUGGUGUCGAACAACUGCACGGGGGGCGUGGUGGAUUUGUACACCGCGCGCCAGAGGCCAUGCCCUAGUCAUGCGCCUGAAGGCCUCCACCUGGUCACCAGUGAGGGAACCCUCUCUGCCACCCUCAGCCACAAUGUCACUUUCCUCGUCUUCCUCGAGCAGGGCGACGGAUCGAGGACCAGCAUCACGGUGGACUUCGGGGAUGGCAACGGCAUCACGUAUUCCAACGUGAGCUCCAUCGAGGAUGGCAUCAAGCAUGUCUACAAGAGCGUGGGGAUCUAUCGGGUGGCAGCCACGGCUGAGAACAGCCUGGGCUCCGAGACAGCUGUUCUUUUCCUGCACGUCACCUGUCAGCUGGAAUAUAUCCAUCUCUCUUCCCCCUUUGUGGCGGUGAAAAAUAAGGAAGUCAACUUGACGGCAGUUCUGUGGCCAAGCCAAGUGGGAACUGUCACCUACAUCUGGUGGUUUGGGAACAACUCGGAGCCAGUUAUCACGCUCGAGGGAAGUGUGGCCUUCACGUUCCCGCAGGAGGGAACAAACAUCGUCACCGUGCAGGUUGCCGCUGGCAACACUAUCCUGCAGGACAGGAAGACCAUCUCCGUGCAUGAAUAUUUUAGCUCCCAUCUGUUGGCCUUCUCCUCCAACCUGGAUGACCACAACCCUGAUGUGGCUGAGUGGAGACUAGACAUCAGCAGGGUUAUCAAGAACUCCAUGGUCCAAGCCACUGGCAUGAAACCCGAGCAGCUGCUGGUCACAGUGCUUCCGGGGUUGCCCACAGCAGCGGAAUUCUUCCUGCUGCCGGACAAAGAUCAAACGGAGGGCAAGCCGGAGAAGACCACGCCGCAUUUAGAGCAGCUCUCGGAGUUGGUUCUGGGCGCGCUGUACCAGAACCAGGUGCAGUUCACGCUGAGGCCGGGUGUCCAGAUCACAGUUUACGCAGCACACUUGUCCGCAGCUCCCCUAGUGGACACCAGCGAGAACCACAGCAGCUCGGCCAUGAUCAUGCUUCUGUCUGUGGUGGUGGUGGGUCUGGCUGUGUUCCUCAUCUACAAGUUCAAAAGGAAGAUCCCAGGCCUCCACCUCUACGCAGCGAUGCGGGAUGAAAAAGAGCAAGAAGCGAUCCGGGGUCCAGUGAGUGUGACGGAGUGUUCCCAUGGCUGCAGCUCUCUGCCAGAGCUCCCCGACUCACCAGAGCCUCCGGACACUGAGCUUGACGUGCGGCCCACCGAAUCCAUCAAGUCUCACCCACGUGUCAAAUUCUCAACAGAACUUCCUGCGUACAUAGACGUCUGAACCCCCAGACUGCCCUGCAAAAGACACUCAACAUCCAAACACAAAGGUUUUAAGCUUUAUACAGUACCUGUGCAUGUUGGACAUUGACACUUUACUGUGCUUUGUGAAUACCAGAGGAAACUGUGUACAGGUUUUUAUACAUGUCUAUUCAAUAAGGAAACAUUUUUAAUGACAUUUAUUUAUAAAAAAUAAAAAAAAGACUAGAUACACAAUUAGAAGGCCAUGCCAGCAUGUACUGUAAUUUACAAAAAAAGGUGAAAAAUGGAGGGGGGUGGGGUUUAAAUAGGUUUUGUUUUCAGCAUCAGUGUCUUUUACAUCCAUUUGUCUUUUACAUCCAGUACAGUAUUUACCCACUAGUACAGAAUAAAAAUUGUGUUUAUUUUGUAUAAUCAUGAAUGUGUUUGUGAUAUGUGGGAGUAUUUUUAAUAUCAAAACUAAAUGAAGAUAUCAAUAAUUAGAUAAUUAGAUUUUAAUUUGUGUUUCAUUUUUCUUACUGAAAAGCCGUAUUUUGCACAACUAUACUUUACAUUUUACAAUAAAUUCUAAAUUUUCUGUAGAAUAUUAAGCAGAGGGACAGCUAUUCUGUAAAAUCCUGUAUGUGAUGAGUCCCAGCCCACACCUGCUCCUUUCUUUUGUUAUGUUCAUUUUGUAGUCUUUGUGUUGUUGUAUAAUGAGAUGUAGGUUGUUUUUGUUUUGCUUUUUUUCUGUUGAUUUUGGGAGGAACAAAGGUCAGACUUUCAGUAAGAUUUUUAAGCUUGGUACAGCAGGUCGGCUGCUGUGUAAUUUUGUUGCAAAAGACGCAGUAAAACACUGUAUAUAAGCCUAUGAACUGAUUUCCUUCCAGGGUAUGAUAACUCUGCUGAAGGAUACUGUAACUGUCUAUCAAAAAUCAUGUCAUUCCCACUUCGGCAUUCAUUAACAUUCUCUAACAUUCAUUCUUAGCAAUGGGGGUUUUUUUUUGGGAUGUUUAAAAUUUUCAGUAACAUCUGACCACUGUCGAUAUACCAUCCAACAGAACAAUAUGCAACACGCACUUUUUAAAAACAAUUAGUCCUACUGAAUGUGUCCACUGUAUUUGACAGAUAUGAAUGUGUGAAUAUGUGUGUAAUAUUGAAUAUGAGGCUAAAUUUAACACUGCCCCCCCCCUUCCUCUUUCACAUGGAUAUGAUAUUUAUGCUCAACACAUUAUACUUAGGAGGGUUACUCUGUAGGACAUCUUAGAUUAUUAAGAUCCGAAUUAUUAUUAUUAUUAUUAUUAUUAUUAUUAUUAUUAGACCCCAUCAUUACACCCAUCAUGAUAGGUAUGUAUCACAAGGUGAUGACAACAGUCAGCUUGCUUUACAUCAGUAUUUUGCACACAUAAUUAGUAUCUUACAUUUAUUUAAUCCUAUUUACAAAAAUUACAUUGAUUGUACUUAUAAUAGUGGCAUCAUUUCUAAAUAUAGACUUAUACUUUUUAAGUGUACAUUAAUGGCAUAAUCAUUGCAUUUCCUUUGAGAACCAUACAGAACAUAUGAAACACACCAGUUUUUUUGUGUGUAUUUUCCUGAAAUGGUUAAUGUUAAGUGGAUGACGUCGUUAUUACUGAAUUGUGGCAGAAAGUGGCGGGCUGCAUGGUUCAGAAGGAAUUUGACCUUCUGUUCAUUAGCCUUUGUUUUUUUGUACUCACUCUGACAACCAUUAUGCCAGCAGUAAUUUUGUUCCAUGAGAUAUUCAUACUGAAAUACCCUGCCUUGACACGGGUGAUGUUUGUAUAGGUGAUAGUAUCAGUGGGUACAAAAGCUGUGUUGGAUGACUUGUCCUGAAUGGAAGAAGCAAGAGGAUGGUCCCAAGCUUGCGGCAUUAUUCAAGUGGCUCUCAACUCAGACACGCCCAGAAAAGGUCAUCCGGACGCGCCCAGACAAAGUAAUCCAGACGUGGCCGGAAAAAGGUCCCUGGUAAAGCCAUGCGAAGAACACCAGCAACAGGACACCAAUCUGACCUCCAACACAACUCGCAAACUAACAAAGAAGAAACCACAGGUAGAUGAUCGAACAUCAUAAGUGGAUCUAAUACGGCAUGAUUCAUUGACACCUUUGCUUUCCUUUGGAUAAAUGACUCCAUGCAUUGUCCAACUCAAGCGCAAUCAGGCAAAAUCAGAAUCCGACCUUCCCUGCACUCGCUCAAAUGAUCUCCACAGUCAUAUAAUCAUAUUCAUGUUGAGCAGUGCCCCAGAGGCCUACCAUUCUCAAGGCUGAGGGAGCACAGCAAGGCCAGCUCAUUGGCUGCAAGGGGA